CAAAUGUCAAUUUAGACAACGAUGAUGACAAUUAUUUGUUGAAUUCAAUCGAAAUGCCGAAAAAGUAAACAAAAACCAGUUGUAGGUGUACAUACAUAGUUAAUACUAUAGGAAAAUGGUUGUAAAUGAUAUAAACACUCUGGCCGAAGACUUGGAAAACCAAGAACUAGCGGCACCCAGUGGAAUUGCCAGCCCCGAAGUCUACGGCCAGCUUCUAGCCAUCUACCUUUAUCAGAACGACUUGUGUAACGCCAAGUUUCUAUGGAAGAGAAUUCCAGCUAGUGUUAAGACAGCGGCCCCUGAAUUGGGCCAGAUAUGGGCUGUGGGGCAUCAUUUGUGGAAGAGCGACUUUCCAGCCACCUACCAAGCACUGAAUGCGGUGAAAUGGUCGGAAAAUGUCGCUGAGAUUAUGCAAAACGUUCAAAUUGUGGUAAGGUCAAGAGCCGUCGACCUCAUGUCGCAGGCAUAUUCCUCAAUAAAUCUACAGACAGUCCAGGCAAUGACUGGCCUGGACUCCGAGGUUUGCAUUGCGGCCUGUAAAGAAAAAGGGUGGCGGGUCGAAACCGACUCAAAAAUCGUUUAUCCGGUUAGAAAAGCAGCGGAGCCUCUAUCCCAGUUGAGCAGUGAGGAUCAACUGUUCAAGCUAACUGACUUUGUCUCUUUUCUCGAAAAUUAACUCAUUUGUUUUUUGUAAUUGUAAGAAUCUGCAAUAAAACUAUUUAAGUCA
This is a messenger RNA of Dendroctonus ponderosae (mountain pine beetle), 727 nucleotides long. RefSeq names its product COP9 signalosome complex subunit 8 (gene CSN8). Gene Ontology annotation, biological process: protein deneddylation; COP9 signalosome assembly. The record is from RefSeq and is a predicted model, not a curated record. Gene Ontology annotation, cellular component: COP9 signalosome. The coding region runs from base 116 to 676 and encodes 186 amino acids. The transcript is spliced from 4 exons. Lineage: Eukaryota; Metazoa; Arthropoda; Insecta; Coleoptera; Curculionidae.